AUGAACCGGCAAUGGAUGUACGGUGACAGACACACCCGCGAGUACAUUAAGGGCGUGCAUGAGUUUCUCGAUGCGGCUGAGGCAAACAAGCAGAAUGGUUUUACGUGUUGUCCAUGCACUGAAUGUGGGAGUAUGAGGUCUUACUCUAACCGGAAAAUCCUUCACUCCCACCUGCUUUACAAGGGUUUCAUGCCACACUAUAAUGUUUGGACGAGGCACGGAGAAAUAGGGGUUAUGAUGGAAGACGGCGAAGAAGAAGAGUACGAUGACAACUAUGUGCCUCCUGAAUACGGUGAUGCUGCAACGGGGGGAGCUGGUGAAGAUCAAGAGGAACCAGACGAUGUGCCCAAUGAUGCUGCCACGGGUGAAGCUGCUGAAGACCAAGAGGAACUAGACGAUGUGCCCGAUGAUGAUGAUCUCCGCCGGGUCAUUGUCGAUGCAAGGACGCAAUGCAUUAGUCAAAAGGAGAAGCUGAAGUUCGAUCGCAUGUUAGAGGAUCACAAAAAAGGGUUAUACCCCAAUUGCGAAGAUGGCAACACAAAGCUCGGUACCGUACUGGAAUUGCUGCAGUGGAAGGCAGAUAAUGCUGUGGCUGACAAAGGAUUUGAGAAGCUACUGAAAAUAUUGAAGAAGAAGCUUCCAAACGAUAACGAAUUGCCCGACAGUACAUACGCAGCAAAGAAGGUCGUAUGCCCUCUAGGAUUGGAGGUGGAGAAGAUACAUGCAUGCCCUAAUGACUGCAUCCUCUACCGCGGUGCAUACAAGGAUCUGAACGCAUGCCCGGUAUGCGGUGCGUUGCGGUAUAAGAUCAGACGAGAUGACCCUGGUGAUGUUGACGGCGAGCCCCUCAGGAAGAGGGUUCCUGCGAAGGUGAUGUGGUAUGCUCCUAUAAUACCACGGUUGAAACGUCUGUUCAGAAACGAAGAGCAUGCCGAGUUGAUGCGAUGGCACAGUGAGAACCGAAAGAAAGAUGUGAAGUUGAGAGCACCCGCUGACGGGUCGCAGUGGAGAAAAAUCGAGAGAAAGUACUGGGAUGAGUUUGCAAAGGACCCAAGGAAUGUCAGGAAGAAUGUGUACCUAGGCCAUCGUCGAUUUCUUCCGACCAACCAUCAAUGUCGAAAGAAAGGCAAGCAUUUCAAAGGCGAGGCAGAUCACCGGAAGAAGCCCGCCAUGCGCACCGGUGUUCACGUGCUUGCUAUGGUCAAUGAUUUACACUACGUAAUCUUUGGAAAGGGUCCCGGUGGACUAGCUGUUCCGAAUGACGCUGAGGGACACGCACCCAUGUGGAAGAAGAAAUCUAUAUUUUGGGACCUACCCUACUGGAAAGACCUAGAGGUCCGCUCCUCAAUCGACGUGAUGCACGUGACGAAGAACCUUUGCGUGAACCUGCUAGGCUUCUUGGGCGUGUAUGGGAAGACAAAAGAUACACCCGAGGCACGAGAGGACCUGCAACGUUUGCACGAA
This is a messenger RNA of Triticum urartu, 1464 nucleotides long. The record is from RefSeq and is a predicted model, not a curated record. Lineage: Eukaryota; Viridiplantae; Streptophyta; Magnoliopsida; Poales; Poaceae.